Mya arenaria is the source of this 1513-nucleotide messenger RNA. RefSeq lists its product as uncharacterized. The transcript is spliced from 7 exons. NCBI's taxonomy places the organism in Eukaryota, Metazoa, Mollusca, Bivalvia, Myida, Myidae. The coding region runs from base 178 to 1206 and encodes 342 amino acids. The record is from RefSeq and is a predicted model, not a curated record.
CGUUGUCCAGCAGUCGUUCCGAAUGCCCAAUUAAACACGUGCAACCGUUACCCUGGCUACCGAUGUGAAUACACAUGUACAAAUGGCUACAAAGCUGCGUUUGACCAUGCUGUUUGUCUAAAUACAGGAAAAUGGAAUAUUGAUGUCAACAAUUUCUGUAAACUGCCACAAUGUCCGAUGACGCUUAUGAAUGGAUUAGCGCAAAUAGCCGCUAACUGUGACGUCAGCGCCGGAAAAUUGUGCAAGUACACAUGCGCGGACGGGUACACCCUCAACAGUAAACUACCGUCACUCACGUGUGGAGUGAACGGACAGUGGGUAGUUAAAAGUGACCAGCCUUGCAUAUUGAAAACGUGCCCAGAAAAUGCACUACGAUACGGAAACACCACUAAUUGUAACACCCGCUCGGUCGGGACGCCUUGCAAAUACACCUGUAACAGCGGAUACAAGGCAUUACCCAACUUAGAUGAGGUGAUCUGUAGAAAAGACCUUACAUGGCACCCACAGAAUGCUUGUCAAGAAGUUAAAUGCGACAUGUCAUUUGGAUCCGUUACCAUUCAAAAGGACUGUGACUUCAAGAUCAACAGCAAAUGCGGAUACUCGUGCAGCAGUUCCUUUGAAAAACACUCAAACGUUACCAUGUUAACUUGCCGCGCAGAUGGCACGUGGAACCAAACAAACGUCUGCUUAGAGGCAUCUAACGUGGCGGUUACGGAUGCCCAGACCGGAAGUGGCGGAGCAAUUUCCCAGGCCGGGGCAACAGCGGGGAUUGUGAUCCUUGUCGUCAUAAUUGUGGCACUAGUGUUGGUUAUAGCCUUUGUCUUCUUUCGAAAGAGGAAGUCUUCGGAAGUCCCAUACUCCACGGCAUCAUUCCAUAACAAAGGUGACGUGGCCAUAGAGAAUCCGGGUUACCGGGCAACACCAAGCGCCACGCCCACCCCCGAUCGGCGAGGUAACGGCGUAGACGACCACACAUACUCAACCGUGGAUGCUAGCCAGAUGCAGCCAGUCAAAUUUGAUCGCCUCCCCAAUUCACCUGGCAGUGGUGGUGCCAAAGACGAUGGCUUCGUUAACCCGAUGUACCAUAAUAACCAACCAGGAAGCGAACAACUGGCGGAAACAGCGCAGAUCGAUAUCACCAUGGAUGGUGACGACAGCGUUCUUACCAAAGACUCUUGGUUCAAGGAACAGCAGAAGUUGCAUUAGCUGACUUUACAACAGUUACCAGAUUUCUCCACGUUUUAUGUGUUUUGUUAUUAACAGUGUACGCAUGCAGUCGAAUCCCGUUCGCUCGAAGUUCAAUGGACCGGCGAAUUGCUUCGAGUCUCGAGAAGUUCGAGCCAGCCGCGGGAAUGUUUUUAUUCGGUAAAUUUGUUUUCUCGAUCCUUUACAUCCAGUUCGAGCCAACGGGGAAAUCGAGCAAAGCGAAUUCGAGCCAAUGGGGUUCGAUUGUACUUGAUUGAAUGUUAUACAUAUCAUUGACCUAUUAUGUUAAUAUAAACUUGAUGAUGUU